AAGAAAAUACAUACCAAUUUCCUUUUCUUACAGAAGAUGUAUAUAUAAAUGCCUCCACAUGAAUUAAAAGCAACAAACGCAGUAGUAAUCGUAAGUAAAGCUUUAAUCUCCACCCAUCCUUAGCUUCCUACCUUCCUUAGCUUGUUGUGUCUUUACCUUAAGGUGUUUCCACUUUCCACCACCAUCAUAUCAUGGAAUCCACUUCUGAAACUAAUCAACUGCUGCUACUUCCCUCAUCUUCCUCUUCCUCUUCACUUCCGCGCAGGCACUACUAUGAUGUCUUUUUGAGCUUUAGAGGUGAAGACACACGAAAGUCUUUUACAGAUCAUCUCUAUGCGGCGUUGUGCCGAGCUGGAGUUCACACUUUCAGAGAUGCAGAAGAGCUCCGUAAAGGAGAAGACAUCUCUACUGACCUCAUCAAAGCUAUUCCAGAAUCAAAGAUUUCCAUUAUCGUGUUUUCCAAAACUUUUGCCUCUUCCCGGUGGUGUCUUGAGGAGGUUGCAAAGAUAGUGGAGUGUAAAGAAAAGGGAAAUCAGGUAGUUUUUCCCAUAUUUUAUGAUGUUGAUCCUUCUGAGGUCCGAAAACAAACAGGUGGCUUUGCUGAUGCAUUCUCUCAACAUCAACAACGAUUCAAGCCCGAAAAAGUUAGCCAAUGGAAAACAGCUCUCACUAAGGUUGCGGAUUUUUCUGGGUGGAACUUACAGAACUAUGCUGACGGGUAUGAAUCAAAGUUUAUUGAUAAAAUAAUUGGAGAAGUGUUAUUGGAGGUAAACUGUACAUACAUGAAUGUUGCAAAACACCCGGUUGGGAUUGAUAUCCGAGCCAAAGAACUACUUUCAGUCUUGCAACUGGGAACGAAUGAUGAGGUUCGAAUGAUUGGAAUUUAUGGCAUGGGAGGUAUAGGGAAAACUACCCUUGCUAAAUCUGUAUACAACCAAACAUUUCAAAUGUUUGAGGGUAGUUGCUUCCUUGCAAAUGUUAGAUCAGAAGCCUCGGAGAAACAUGUUGGUCUAACUCAUUUACAGAAGAAACUUCUUUGCAAAACUCUCAGGAAAAAGAAAUUUCAAGUUGACAAUGUGGAUGAAGGAAUUAGUUUGAUAAAAGCGAGGCUGGGAUCAAAAAGGGUUCUUGUUGUUCUUGAUGAUGUAGACCAUAUAAGUCAAUUGGAAUCGCUUGCAGGAGAAAGGGACUGGUUUGGUUCAAGCAGUAGAGUCAUCAUAACAACUAGAGAUGCUCAUUUGUUGAGUGACCUUAGAACGGAUGAGAAGUAUGAGAUGCAAAGGUUAAGCUCAAAUGAAUCUCUGCAGCUCUUUAGUUGGCAUGCUUUUGGUUGUUUUCCACCCGCGAAAGGCUACAAUGUGCUAUCAGAAGGAAUUGUAAAUUAUGCUGCAGGCCUUCCGUUAGCACUUGUGGUUUUAGGCUCGCACUUCCGUGGAAGAUCAAAACAAGAAUGGAUAUAUGACUUCGAGAAAUUAAGACAAAUCCCCCAUGGCGAUGUUCAGAAAAUUCUUAGAAUAAGCUAUGAUUCACUUGAUGAUGACACUCACAAUAUCUUUCUAGAUAUUGCAUGUUUUUUCAUUGGAUCUGACAUACAAGAUGUUGUUCCCAUAUUGAAUGGUUGUGGUUUCUACGCUGAAAGUGGAAUUCAAACUUUGGUUGAUAGAAGCUUGUUAACAGUUUGUAAAGAUGGUGAGCUUCAGAUGCACGAUUUAAUUCGAGACAUGGGAAGAGAAGUUGUUCGAAUGGAAUCGCCCAGAGAUGUUGGGAAAAGAAGUCGAUUGUUUUUACCUGAUGACGUCUCUCAAGUUCUUCAAGAAAACAAGGGAACCGAAGCAAUUGAAGGAAUGAUUAUACAUUCUCAAAUGUUAAAGAAUGUGCAUUUUAGUACCAAAUUGUUCUCAAGGAUGGUUAAAUUAAGGAUACUCAAAAUUGAUGGUGAUUUGCAACUAAAAGGAUCUUUCAAGUACCUAUCCAAUGACCUUAGAUUGUUUUCUUGGCGAAAUUGCCAAUUAAGACACAUACCAUCUACUUUUCAUCUGCAGAAACUUGUUUGUUUAGAUUUGCAAGGUAGCGAUAUAGAGGAAUUUCAACCUCGUUUGCAGCAUUUUAGUUGUUUGAAGAUCUUAAAACUUGAUGGUUGCGGAAAACUGAAAACAGCCCCAGACUUCACCAGAGCACAAACUCUACAGAGGUUGUCCCUUACAUAUUGUUCUAAUUUGGUUGAAAUGCCAGAGUCAAUAGGGGAUUUGAAAAGCCUUGUGGAGUUAGAUUUAUCGUUUUGUUCUAAGCUGAGGAAACUGCCAAACAGCAUUUGCCAGUUGAAGGCCCUUGAGAAACUAAGCAUGUGGAGCUGUUCAGACAUCCAAUUGCCGACUGACUUGGGAAAAUUGGAGCGCCUAAGGGAGCUGGAUGUAAAUGUGAAUGCUUUUUCCCAUCUAUCAUUUUCUUGUGGAGACUUGUGUUCCUUGAAGAUUCUACGGGUCAACAACGACCAUGGGCACAAAGUUGGUCUUCCGCCAAUCUGUUUUGGGGGUUUAUCCUCAGUGGAAUAUGUGUACAUAAUUAGCAGUUACUGUCAUGUCUUGCCAUUUAACCUUUUUCAUCUUUCCAAUUUAAUCUCUCUCACAUUGAUUCACUGCACUAAUCUUAGAGUGGUCCAACAAUUCCCUCCUAGGCUAAAAGAACUCUUUAUGUAUGGUUGUAUCUCACUGGAAGUGCUGCCGGAUCUGUCAAACUUAACAAGACUCAACAUAUUGGAUCUUCAUGGAUGUGAAAGUUUGGUUCAGCUUCAAGGACUUGAGUUUCUUGAAUCUCUACAAGAAGUUGAUAUAAGGAAUUGCAGUGCUCUGAUUAAUUUUCCUUUGACUGAUGAAUUCUUCAAGGCUCAUUCUGAAGGUGAUAUUAUCGAGAUAUUCCUCACCCUCAAUGAAUUUCUAGAAUGGAAUAUCAGCCUUCUCCAAGGAGUUGGAUGUUCUUCAUCCACAGGUCUUCGAAUGCCAUUGCUUUUCGAGCAUGAGUUCAUAGGAAUGAUCUUUGGGUUUUUUGAUCAGGGAGCACACUCUGUAAUUAUCAAUAACAAAACUACAAAUGUUGAGUUGCUUGAAUAUUGGGCGAUGGGUGGUGGAUGGAAAGUUGAGGAUGGUGAUAUAUGGUUGAUAUACAUACCGAAACACCACUUUAGAGGCUCCAUAGAAUUUGGAGACAAACUGGAAGUGGUUGCAGAUACUCCUGAAAAGGGAUCAGACGAAGAACGAGAUGUGCUUCUUGAUACUCCUGAAAGAAAUCUGGCAUGCGAGUGCAAAAUUCAGCUAGGGAUAUAUCAGGACAAAGACGGGCAUCUGUUUUUCUUUCGUAUGAAUAGAAAUCUGGAGACGAAUGACAUAAGUGAAUGCACCACUUCGCCUAGAAGCUGUAAGUAUUCAUUGUCAUUCUCUAAUCAGGGAUCUGAUUUAGACGCAGACUAUGAUUCAAUAGGGGAAAUGGACACAUACUCUUGUGCCUAUGAUUCAACAGCAGAAAUAGACACAUACUCUUGUUCAAGUUAUACAGGUGAUCACAACAUUUCAUCCACUCCUGGUGUAUCUCGUUUUGAUGGUAGUUUGGCCACUUCUUCAUUUAACAAUGCCACUACUGUUGAAUUUUUGGAUAGUCCUGGGGUUGUUAGUUUUGAUGGUAAUUUGACUGUGUCGUCAUCCAGCAAUGCCACUCCUGUCGUGUUCUGUUCUGGUGAUAGUUUUGUUACUUCCUCAUCCAGCAUCACAACUCCCAGUGCAUUCAGUUUUGGUGGAAGUUCUAUUGCUUCCUUGUCCAGCAAUGCCACUCCCAGUGUAUUUAGUGGCAGUUGUAUUGCUUCCUCGUGCAGCAAAGCCACUGCUAGUUUCAGUGGCAACUCUAUUGCUUCCUCGCCCAGCAGUGCCACUCCCAGUGUUUACAGUUUUAAUGGUAAUUCUAUUGCUUCUUCAUCUUGCAACGCCACUCAGAGUGUAUUCAGUUUUGGUGGUUAUUCUACUGCUUCCUCAUCCAGUAGAAUUUGCAGUGUCCACACAGAUAUCUUGCCCAUUAGUGCUGGAGCAGGAUCAACAACUCCUCCUGCCUUGAGCUCUUCUUCCCCUUUGUCAACCGAGUUCACCUUUGGCGCACCAGCGCCAAUGAUUUUAGCCUCAAGAGGUCCCGGCUUUGCAUUUGGAUCAGCAUCAUCAACUUCCAAUUCCCGGACUGCAUUGGGAAAUUCUGUUUCCACCAUUGGACCAAGAAAUGGAAACAAUGGCUCAACAAGUAUGGAGGACAGCAUGGCUAAGGAGGAUGCAGUGCAGUCAUCUGCAACUGCAGAAGCUUCUGCAUCAUGCUGUUUCCCUUUCUCCCACUUCCUCUCUGUCUUGUUCAACACUUGCUUCUCCAGUCCAUUUCAAUCUGGUGUUGGUGGGCAGCAUAAUCAAUCUACACAGCAAAAUUCGUCUGCGUUUCAGGCAUCAGAUAAUCUGGAAAUCGGAGAUGGAAGGAGCUUCUCAUUAGGCAGUGGAGGCCACAGCAAAUCAGGUCUAAAGAUUGCAACAGUUAGAAGAAGUAAGAAAGGAAGGAAAGGUGAAGACACUCGAAAGUCCUUUACCGAUCAUCUCUUUGCAGCGUUGCGCCGAGUAGGAGUUUAUGCCUUCAAAGAUGCAGAAGAGCUCCAUAAAGGAGAGGACAUCUCCACUGACCUCAUUAAAGCAAUUCAAGAGUCAAUGAUUUCUAUCAUCGUGUUCUCCAAAACUUAUGCCUCCUCGCGGUGGUGUCUUGAGGAGGUUGUGAAGAUAGUGGAAUGUAAAGAAAAAGCAAAUCAGGUGGUUUUUCCCAUAUUCUAUGAUAUUGAUCCUUCUGAAGUGCGCAAACAAACCGGUGGGUUUGGUGACGCCUUAGCUCAACAUCAACAACAAUUUGGGACCAAAAAAGUUAGCCAAUGGAAAACAGCUUUGACUAAGGUUUCAAAUUUUUCUGGUUGGGAUUUACAAAAUGAUGCUGACGGGUAUGAAUCAAACUUUAUUGACAAAAUUAUAGGAAAGGUUCUACAAAUGGUGAACCGGACAUUUUUUGAUGUUGCAAAAUAUCCUGUUGGAAUUCAUACUCGGGUUAGCGAAAUACUUUCUUUAUUACAAAGUAAAUCAAAUGGUGAUGUUUGUAUGAUAGGGAUUUAUGGCAUGGGCGGGAUAGGAAAAACAACCUUAGCAAAAGCCAUAUUUAACCAAAUUUAUGAAACAUUUGAAGGUAGUUGCUUUCUUGAUGUUAGAUCAGAAUGUUCAAAGGGAGAGAGUUCAGGUUUAAAAUGUUUGCAAGAACAGCUUCUUUGUAAAACUCUCAAAACAAUGAGAUUUGAAGUUAACCAUGUUGAUGAAGGAAUUAGUUUAAUCAAAUUAAGACUUGGAUUAAAAAAGGUUCUCAUUGUUGUUGAUGAUGUAGAACAUAAGAGUCAAUUAGAGGCAUUAGUUGGAGAGAGAGAUUGGUUUGGUUCAGGUAGUACAAUUCUUAUUACGACUAGAAAUGUUGAUUUGUUGAAUGGCCUCGGAAAAGAUUGUGAGAAGUACAAUGUUACAAUGUUAAGUUUCAAGGAAUCUUUGGAACUCUUUAGUUGGCAUACUUUUAUGGACCCAAAUCCUUUGGAGGCUUUUGUAGAACUAUCAAACAUGAUAGUAAGGUAUGCAAAUGGACUUCCUUUAGCACUUAUUGUUCUAGGCUCACAUUUCCGGUCAAGAUCAUCAAUUCAACACUGGAGAGAUGACUUUAAGAAGUUGAGAAUGAUUCCUCAUGAAGAUAUUUUGAAUAUUCUCAAAAUUAGUUAUGAUGCACUUGACGGUGAUACUCAAAGAAUAUUCCUUGAUAUUGCUUGUUUUUUUGAGGGUGGAUAUAUCCGCAAAGAAGAGAUUGUUAUGAUAUUGAAUGCUUGUGGUUUCUUUGCUCAAAGUGGAAUUACAACUUUAAUUGAUAGAUGCUUGUUAAGGGGAAAAGAUUAUUAUAUGCAUGAUUUAAUUCGAGAUAUAGGAAGAGAAAUUGUUCGCCAAGAAUCUCUUAUGCUCCCUGAAAAAAGAAGUAGAUUGUUUUCAUGCGAUGAGGUUUUGGAUGUACUCGUGAACAACAAGCAUUUUAGAUGCUUGGAGAUCUUAAGGUUUGAUGGUUGCAAGCAACUUAAAGGAUCCCCAAAUUUUACUGGAGCACAGAAUCUAAAGACAUUGUCCUUCUCUUAUUGUUCAAAAUUGGUUGAAUUGUCACAAUCCAUUGGAGAUUUAGAAAACCUUGUUGAAUUAAAUAUGACUUGUUGCAAGAAUCUUAGAACGCUCCCCAAUAGUAUUUGCAACUUGAAGUCGCUUAAGUGUCUUGAUCUGGAAUGGUGCUACAAGAUUAAAAAGUUGCCUACUAACUUGGGAAAAUUAGAGCAACUAUGUGUGCUUAAUGCUAAAUGGACUUUGGUAUCACAUGUGCCUUUUUCUUGUGGAUCUAUGAGAUAUCUCUACUAUCUGACACUAGGGCAGCCCAUGUGUACCAAUGAGUAUGAGUAUAGGAGUGUGGUACCUAUUUCUUCAGAUGCUAAUUUAUGUUCAUUGGAAACUCUACAGGCUCCUUACCAGUCUAUGCAACAUUUAGAUGUUCAAAUGGGGAGUCUAUCAUUCUUGACAUUUCUAGAUCUAAGCAAUAGUUACUUCACUACCAUUCCCUUUAACCUUUCUCAUCUUUCUCAGCUAAAAGACUUAAUUUUGAACAAGUGUCAGAACCUUCAACUGAUUAAAGAUCUUCCACCUAACCUAGGUCGGCUCGUUGCAUACCGUUGUCCCUUGCUGGAGAAUAUACAAGAUGCAUCAGGGCUAUAUCGGUUGUCUCUUUCUAUCUACAAAAGUUUGAUUAUUGAGCCUCGAUGCAGUUUUGAAAAGCUCUGCCGUUUAGAUCUGUGUGAUAGUUACUUGGAUACCCUGCCCUUUAACCUUUCUCUUUUUUCUCAACUACGACGUCUCUGUUUGUAUAACUGCCAGAACCUUCGAGUGAUUCAAGAUCUGCCUUACUCAAGUUUAAACCAUUUGGGGAUUCAUAACUGCAGAAAUUUGGUUGAAGUUCAAGGCAUAGAGAAUUGUGUUAAUUUACGUUCAAUCAGCAUGUUAUAUUGUAGCACUCUAGCAAGUAAUUCUUGUGGUGCGAAGUUGUUCAAGGCAUUUUUACAAAACCCAAAUCUUCACGGGUUUAGAAUGUUUGUUUUAGAAGACAUGGUGCCAGAAGUGGUAGUUGGAUGUUCAUCAUCAAAUUACCCAUUGCCAUUGUUUCCGUCGAAAACAUGGAUACUUAUAGUUGUGAGGAUUUCAUGUUUGUUUAGUUGUAUGUGUUGUUUAACAUACAAAACCACAGAGGAGUUAUUUGAGCAUGUGGUCAACACAAGAAGGAAUAAGGUGUUGGAGUGGAGAGUAUAUGAUGAUUUUAUAGAAGCCAAUAAAGUGGAAGAAGUAAAGAUGGUUGUAGAGUUUUAUUCACCGCUGGAGCAAGGAGCUGAAGAGAAUUUGAGAAUUGAAACAUGUAUAGUUUAUGAAGAAGAGGGUGAGGUUUGCUUCUUUCCUGUGAACCCAAAUAAGAUCAUCAUAUUCCGCCCUGAUGAUGAUUCUGCACACACCCAGAGAGAUGUAUAUCCAAGGGUUAAUAUAACACUCACAAUUAACUCUCCAACAUCUGAUCCAAUACAGCAGCAGCGCAAUAGGCAAUAUGAAUUAAUUUUUCCUUUGACUGAUGAAUUCUUCGAGGCUCAUUCUGAAGGUGAUAUUAUCGAGAUAUUCCUCACCCUCAAUGAAUUUCUAGAAUGGAAUAUCAGCCUUCUCCAAGGAGUUGGAUGUUCUUCAUCCACAAGUCUUCGAAUGCCAUUGCUUUUCGAGCAUGAGUUCAUAGGAAUGAUCUUUGGUUUUUUUGAUCAGGGAGCUCACUCUGUAAUUAUCAAUAACAAAACUACAAAUGUUGAGUUGCUUGAAUAUUGGGCGAUGGGUGGUGGAUGGAAAGUUGAGGAUGGUGAUAUAUGGUUGAUAUACAUACCGAAACACCACUUUAGAGGCUCCAUAGAAUUUGGAGACAAACUGGAAGUGGUUGCAGAUACUCCUGAAAAGGGAUCAGACGAAGAACGAGAUGUGCUUCUUGAUACUCCUGAAAGAAAUCUGGCAUGCGAGUGCAAAAUUCAGCUAGGGAUAUAUCAGGACAAAGACGGGCAUCUGUUUUUCUUUCGUAUGAAUAGAAAUCUGGAGACGAAUGACAUAAGUGAAUGCACCACUUCGCCUAGAAGCUGUAAGUAUUCAUUGUCAUUCUCUAAUCAGGGAUCUGAUUUAGACGCAGACUAUGAUUCAAUAGGGGAAAUGGACACAUACUCUUGUGCCUAUGAUUCAACAGCAGAAAUAGACACAUACUCUUGUUCAAGUUAUACAGGUGAUCACAACAUUUCAUCCACUCCUGGUGUAUCUCGUUUUGAUGGUAGUUUGGCCACUUCUUCAUUUAACAAUGCCACUACUGUUGAAUUUUUGGAUAGUCCUGGGGUUGUUAGUUUUGAUGGUAAUUUGACUGUGUCGUCAUCCAGCAAUGCCACUCCUGUCGUGUUCUGUUCUGGUGAUAGUUUUGUUACUUCCUCAUCCAGCAUCACAACUCCCAGUGCAUUCAGUUUUGGUGGAAGUUCUAUUGCUUCCUUGUCCAGCAAUGCCACUCCCAGUGUAUUCAGUUGUAAUGGCAAGUCUAUUGCUUCCUCGCCCAGCAAUGUCACUCCCAGAGUUUACAAUUUCAGCGGUAAUUCUUUUGCUUCCUCAUCUAGCAAUGACAGUCCCAAUGAAUUCACUUCUGGUGGCAGUUCAGCCUCUUCCUUGUACAGCAAUGCCAUUCCCACUAUAUUCAGUUUUAGUGGCAACUCUAUUGUUUCAUCAUCUAGCAAUGCCACUCGGAAUGUAUUCAGUUUCAGUGGCAAUGAUUUUGCUUCCUCGUCUAGCAUCACCACUCCCAGUGUAUUCAGUUUUGGUGGCAGUUCAACUGCUUCCUUGUUCAGCAACGGCGCUCCCAGUGUAUUUAGUUUUAGUGGAAAUUCUAUUGCUUCCUGGCCCAGCAUUGCCAUUCCCAGUGUAUUUAGUGGCAGUUGUAUUGCUUCCUCGUGCAGCAAAGCCACUGCUAGUUUCAGUGCCGGUUAUGUUGCUUCCUCAUCUAGCAAUGCCGCCACUCCCAAUGUAUUCAGUUUUGGUGGCAACUCUAUUGCUUUCUCGGCCAGCAAUGCCACUUCCAGUGAUUACAGUUUUAAUGGUAAUUCUAUUGCUUCUUCAUCUUGCAACGUCACUCAGAGUGUAUUCAGUUUUGGUGGUUGUUCUACUGCUUCCUUGUACAGAAACACCGCCACUCGGAGUGUUUUCAGUUUUAGUGGCAAUUCUACUACUUCCUCCUCCAGCACCACCACUCCCACUGCAUUCAGUUUUGGUGGCGGCUCCAUUGCUUCCUCGUCCAACAAUGUCACUUCCAAUGCAUUCAGUUUUGGUUCAACUUCAAGAACUCCUGCCUUGAGUUCUUCUUCCCCUUUGUCAACCGAGUUCACCAUUGGCGCAGCAACGCCAUUGAUUUUUGUACCAUCUCCCGGCUUUGCAUUUGGAUCAGUAUCAUCAACUUCCAAUUCCCAGACUGCAUUGGGAAAUUCUGUUUCCACCAUUGGACCAAGAAAUGGAAACAAUGGCUCAACAGAUAUGGAGGACAGCAUGGUUGAGUCAUCUGCAACUGCAGAAGCUUCUGCAUCAUCAUGCUGUUUCCCUUUCUCCCACUUCCUCUCUGUCUUGUUCAACACUUGCUUCUCUAAUCCAUUUCAAUCUACACAGCAAAAUUCGUAUGUGUUUCAGGCAUCAGAUAAUCUGGAAAUCGGAGAUGGAAGGAGCUUCUCAUUAGGCAGUGGAGGACACAGCAAGUCGAGUCUAAAGAUUGCAACAGUUAGAAGAAGUAAGAAAGGAAGGAAGUGAAAGCAAUAAGCAAAGCCAUUGCUCCAAUUCUGUGUCGCCCUCCACUCGUCCUUACAGUUCCCAGGUUCCCACUCCAUUUGUACACUCUGUCCACAAGAAUGGAUCUUCAUCUCCUUUGUCCGGCUAAGGUUUUUCAAUAACCCCUUAAGUUUCCAGUCAGAUUUAGAGCAAGAUUUGAAAGUGAUUGGCUCUAUUCAUUCUUAAAUGGUUUAAUGUAACACACUUUGUGAAACUGCAUACAAUGGUGGAAACUACAGUCAUGCACAUAAAUUCAGGACAUUUUGAGAAAUC
This is a messenger RNA of Ipomoea nil (Japanese morning glory), 10256 nucleotides long. RefSeq lists its product as uncharacterized. The record is from RefSeq and is a predicted model, not a curated record. Lineage: Eukaryota; Viridiplantae; Streptophyta; Magnoliopsida; Solanales; Convolvulaceae. The transcript is spliced from 14 exons. The coding region runs from base 192 to 9965 and encodes 3257 amino acids. Gene Ontology annotation, molecular function: ATP hydrolysis activity; ADP binding. Gene Ontology annotation, biological process: signal transduction; defense response.